Molecule: messenger RNA, 1044 nt
Organism: Peronospora matthiolae
Lineage: Eukaryota; Oomycota; Peronosporomycetes; Peronosporales; Peronosporaceae
Source: the annotation of a GenBank genome assembly
AUGGCGUCGUCACCCAGUCGCUCCUCUUGCAACGUCGUGUCACUGCGCGAUGCCUUGGUCAGAACUCAACAGCUUUACAGUACUUCGCCGAUCAUCUCGGCAGCAAUAGAGGUGUUUCUAAGCAAGACGAGGCGUCUCCAGCACAGCGAUAGCCGCUCUGGUUUAUCAGGCUUUGAACUUGAGUACAGGGAGCUCUGUCGCUGCAUUAGCAAUGCACCUGGAUACGAUUUGCUGCUCACACCGCAAACGAGAGCAAGGAAGGCCAAGAACCGGUACAAUAACAUCUUGCCAUUUGAGAAGACGCGCGUGAAGCUUGCGGACUUGGCAGACGAUUAUAUCAACGCCAAUUACAUUGAUGGAGGCUACAUUGCCUGCGGUGCACCCGUACCUGCUGCGAUUCGAGACUUUUGGCACAUGGUCUGGCAAUGCGACGUAUACGUUGUGCUCAUGCUCACAAAGUUUGUCGAGCAAGCGAGACUGUCGGCUGACAUGUACUGGGACACACAUGUUGACCAGGCAGUGGACUUUGAUGGAGUGUUCGUGAAGCUCAUGGCUGAAAAUGAGAUGCCGUCGAGUCCAAGCAUUGUGGUUAGAGAGUUUAAGGUCUGGAAAGUGGACGACGCGGGACAAGAGAGCGAAAGUCGAGCGAUUCAGCACUUUCAGCUGACGUCGUGGCCGGACCAUGGAGUGCUGCAGAACUACCGAGUUGUUGCUCAACUUCUAGACAGCGUAAACAGCUAUCAACACGAGGCGUCAAGAUUGCAUAAUGUGGAUGCGAGAGUGGUGGUACACUGCAGUGCGGGCGUCGGGCGGUCUGGCACGUUCAUUGCUAUCGACAUUCUAUUGAAGCAACUGAAUCGGGUACUCACCGAAACAAUUAACAGUGAAGAGGAGAGAGCGCAAGCGAUACGGCAUGCAAUGGACAUUCGACGCGUCGUACACCGCCUGCGGUCACAGCGACCUGGUAUGGUACAAACUCCGGAGCAAUAUCGAAUGAUCUACCAGUUUCUAGCUGCCGUGGUUAGUGUCGAACGGCCCUGGUGA